This is a messenger RNA of Homarus americanus (American lobster), 1841 nucleotides long. Its product is annotated as proline-rich extensin-like protein EPR1. The record is from RefSeq and is a predicted model, not a curated record. The annotation marks the transcript as partial. The transcript has 3 exons. Lineage: Eukaryota; Metazoa; Arthropoda; Malacostraca; Decapoda; Nephropidae.
AUGGUACCAACAAUAGCGAGUGACGUCACUCUCACCUCUCAAGCUGUUACGGGUCGUGAGGAGGAGCCCACUGUCUUGUGGGUAGCUGGGAGUAGUGGCUGGAGUGUGGCAGGAGUGGAGGGCAGUUUUGAAGGCCCUGUCACCAGCCCUGACUAUCCACCACAGCCUGGUCAAAGCCUCUACUAUCCACCACAGCCCGUCACCAGCCUCUACUAUUGUCCACCACAGCCCGUCACCAGCUGUCACCACAGCCCGUCACCAGCCUCUACUGUCACCCAACCCGUCACCAGCCUCUACUUCCACCACAGCCCGUCACCAGCCCCUACCUUCCACCUGGCCCGUCAUGCCUACCUCUACUCAGCUGGUCACCUCUUGUCUCACAGCUGUCCCCAGCCCCUCCACCAGCCGUCAGAGCUCUACUAUCUCCUGCCUCACCAGCCCUACCAUCCACCUCACACCGUCAUGUUUCUCCCAUCACCACAGCCCGUCACCAGCCUCUACUUAUCUACUCACAGCCGUCACCAGCUCCUCUACUAUCCACCACAGCCCGUCACCAGCCUCUACCAUCCACCACAGCCCGUCACCAGUUCUACUAUCCACCACAGCCUGUCAAAAGCCCCCUCUAUCCACCUCACAGCCCGUCACCAGCCCCUACUGUUCACAGCCCGUCACCAGCUCUCCACUGUCCACCAUGUUUCAUCCUCGUUUCAUUAUCCACCAUGCACCAGCCUCUACUGUCCACCACAGCCCGUCACCAGCCUCUACCAUCCACCACAGCCCGUCACCAGCCUCUACUAUCCACCACAGCUCCGUCACCAGCCUCUACUAUCCACCACAGCCCGUCACGCUCCUACUGCCCCACUUACAGCCCGUCACAGCCUCUGUCUACCACAGCCGUCACCAGCCUACCAUCACAGCCCGUCAGCAGCCUCACUGUCUGCCAGCCGUCUCAGCCUCUACUAUCCACCGCAGCCCGUCACCAGCCUCUACCAUCCACUACAGCCCGUCUUCAGCCUCUACUGUCCACCACAGCCGUCACCAGCCCUGCUCAUCCACACAGCCCGUCACCAGCUCCUACCAUCCAUCCAGCCUGUCACCAGCCUCCACUGUCUACCACAGCCCGUCACCAGCCUCACCAUCCACCACAGCCGUCAUCAGCCCUGUCUACCACAGCCCGUCACCAGCCUCUACCAUCCCACCACAGCCCGUCACCAGCCUCUACUUCAUCCACCACAGCCCGUCACCAGCCUCCCUACCAUCCACCACUGUCCGUCAACAGGCCCACUAUCCACCACAGCCCGUCACCAGCCUCUGCUAUCCACUACAGCCAGUUACCAGCCUCUACUAUCCACCACAGCCAGUUACCAGCCUCUACUAUCCACCACAAGCCCGUCACCAGCCUCUACCAUCCACCACAGCCCGUCACAGCUUCCCAUUUAUCCACCACAGCCCGUCACCCCCACUAUCCACCACAGCCUCACCAGCCCUCACCAUCCACCCACAACCCGUCCUCAGCCCUACUGUCUACCAAAGCCCGUCACCAGCCCCUACUAUCCACCACAGCCUGUCACCAGCCCCCACCAUCUGCCACAGCCCGUCGCCCAGCCUCUACUGUCCACCACAGCCCGUCAACAGCCUCUACUGUCCACCACAGCCCGUCACCAGCCCCACUGUCCACCACAGCCCGUCAUCAGCCCCUACUGUCCACCACAGCCCGCUCACCAGCCCCACUGUCUACUUCACCAGCCCGUCACCAACCCCACCAUCCACCACAGCCUCCGUCCACAGCCUCUACUAUCCACCUCACAGCCCGUCAACAGCCUCACUGUCUACCACAGCCU